AUGUUUCCAACCUUCGUCAGUGUUCUUUCAGAUAGAAAGUGUGGCAAGAACGAAGAGUUCAUGAGCUGUGGAACGGAAUGCGAACCGACCUGCAACGUGAUGUCCUCCAAGUGCACAGACAAAUGUUUGGAGAGUGUCUGUCAGUGCAAGAGCGGCUUCAAGAGAGGAGAGAAAGAUCAGAACACUGCUAAAACAUGUAGGGGAUUAAGAUAG
This is a messenger RNA of Haemonchus placei, 213 nucleotides long. The record is from the annotation of a GenBank genome assembly. NCBI's taxonomy places the organism in Eukaryota, Metazoa, Nematoda, Chromadorea, Rhabditida, Trichostrongylidae.